Orbilia oligospora ATCC 24927 is the source of this 423-nucleotide messenger RNA. RefSeq lists its product as uncharacterized. The transcript has 4 exons. Lineage: Eukaryota; Fungi; Ascomycota; Orbiliomycetes; Orbiliales; Orbiliaceae. The record is from RefSeq and is a predicted model, not a curated record. The coding region runs from base 1 to 423 and encodes 140 amino acids.
AUGAAUACCAAUCCGAUUGACCGUAGAAUUGCAAGAAAAUAUAAUUUUAGCGAAUCCCCAAAUCCUCCUACACCAAAGAGUAUCCCUGGAUUUCUCGACCCCCUUGUCGUCAAUGGAGGAAGCGGUGGAGCUGGUCAAAAACAGCAUUCGGACAAAGAAACUAGAAUACCAGAAUUCCCUAGAAGCUUAUUCACUGAUCCUCAACGAUUACAAGAAAAACUUGCUAUCCUUGGACUACCCGAAGACUCUAGGGACUAUAGUUUUCUUCUUGGAUUCGAUCGUGAGGGACAAGAAUAUGAUUACUUAUCCGCCAUCGAUAAUUUAUCAUCAAAGAAAGAGCUAGGAACCAUCGUAGAUAUGAACGACAGAGAUCUCGAAAAAAUCACAAAUCACGAGGAUAAUUCCGAGGCCUACAGAUUUUAG